UUGCCCUUAACUGCUGAUGACAGGGCAGUUUUAUUUUUUCUUUCUCGGUAACUGUUCUUGGAUUGUGUGGAAGUGUAAACUGGUCCCAGAACGGUUUUAAAAGAGGAAACCAAUUUGUCCCGACUAUCACAUGCACAGCACAGCACUGUUUUGGCCGCGGGCAGCAUAUCAUUCUUAGGAACGUGAUCAGAAACCACAUGACCCAUCUAUUCAACGUUAGGGAAAUCAAAUAUUUAUCUGGGGACAUGGAUCAAGUUUACCUCAAACUUUAAUUCAACUCUCUUCUCUAGUAGCCUACUUGUGUUAGCGGACUCAUUUCUUGGUUUCUUAGGGCAGUUAGAGCGACAGAGAGAGAGAACCGGAACUAAGAAGCAAAUUGAUCUCCUAAAAAGAGGACAUCGGAAUUAUUUAUGAAUGUUGUUGAGGCUUUGUCCAAAUAGCCAGACAACCAUGUCAACACCAGUGCAACUUUGUAUCACAUUUGUGCUUCUCGUGUUGAGUUUGGCAGACGAUAAUAAACUAAAACACAAACCAGCCUCAAAACCGGUCCGACUGUUCACAGACGAAGAUUUAAAAAGGCACGAUGGGAGUGAGGACGGGCAUCCCAUUUACAUGGCCAUAAAAGGAGUGGUAUUUGAUGUCACCAAGGGGAAAGAGUUCUAUGGGAAAGAUGGACCAUACAAUGCCUUGGUUGGAAAGGACUGCACCAGGGCUGUGGCCAAAAUGUCCCUUGAGCCAGCUGAUCUGACUUCUGACACUACGGGCCUUACUGAAGAGCAGCUCCAAUCCCUAGAGAGUGUAUUUGAGGGCACGUACAAGACAAAGUACCCUAUUGUAGGCUACACUGCCAUAUGCAUCCUCAACCAGGAUGGAAGCCCCAAUGAGGACUUCAAGCCCGAAGACCAACCUCAUUUUAACAUCAGAGACGAGUUCUAAUCCAAAGGAGGUUUUUUUUUGGGGGGUACUGUUUUAGUUCUUCUUCUUUUUUUUCUCUGAUAUAUUUUGGUACGUCAACAAAAGAAAACUGUGGAGGACCAUGAAGAUUCAGUACUGUGUGAUGUGUUAGGACUGCAUGUCUGGAUGUUCUGUGAUGAAGCCCGUAAGGGUGGCCUUACCAAGGGAUAGGCAGCCAUGUGUUUCAGCUCUAUUUUCCUUUAACCUUAUUUGAAGACCAUAUUUAUAUCUUUAAAAGAUAUGUUAUUUUUUUUAGAUAUCAUUUUAUGUUGACUUCAAUGAAAACAUGGAAUGUUUGUUACUAUGUUGUUAGUCAAAUACACUUUGUAAAAUGUAUUUACAUUUUAAGAA
Molecule: messenger RNA, 1305 nt
Organism: Oncorhynchus gorbuscha (pink salmon)
Lineage: Eukaryota; Metazoa; Chordata; Actinopteri; Salmoniformes; Salmonidae
Gene: nenf
Product: neudesin neurotrophic factor
Exons: 4
Coding region: 415-936 (173 amino acids)
Cellular component (GO): membrane; endomembrane system
Source: RefSeq, a predicted model, not a curated record